UGCACUACAUGUUGCAGACUGAAUAUCGUGUUUCUUAAAUUUCUGGAAAAAAACACAUUAAUGAUAAAAUCGAUAGCACGGAAUUGCGAGAUCACAAAAUCAUUUUCAUUCCGUAACAGGUUGGAGAAAGGAGAGGAAUUGAAAUGCAGAUGGCUUUCAAAAAGACUGGUGUGCUUCUUAUGCUAUGUGUGUUGGUAGCAGUCGUCAACGCGAAAAAAGAUGUCAAUUGUAAAAAUGGAGAAACAUUUCCCCAUGAAAAAGACUGUCGUAAAUACUACGUGUGUGAUCACGGCAUGAACGUGACAAUGCAGUGCCCAUUGGGAACGGCAUGGCACAAGGACAAUGUCACCUGUGUUCAUACGGAGGACGUGGGAUGCAAAUUUCAUAUUCCGAAAGCUAAAUCAGGUUCCGGGAAUUUUACAUGCCCUGCAAAGUUUGGUAACUAUCCCAAUCCAAAAGACUGCACUAAGUUCUAUGUCUGUACCUGGGGACGUGUAGAGAUCAAGCAGUGCCCGCCAAGUACAGGAUGGGACCCGAAGCUUCAAUACUGUAACUUCAAAGACAAGUUGCCAGGUUGUAAAUGAAAUGUCCUGUAAAUUGUAUUCAAUAAAAUGAAUUGAUUAUGGAAUUGCA
Ostrea edulis (European flat oyster) is the source of this 633-nucleotide messenger RNA. RefSeq names its product peritrophin-1-like. The transcript has 5 exons. The record is from RefSeq and is a predicted model, not a curated record. NCBI's taxonomy places the organism in Eukaryota, Metazoa, Mollusca, Bivalvia, Ostreida, Ostreidae. Gene Ontology annotation, molecular function: chitin binding. The coding region runs from base 144 to 584 and encodes 146 amino acids. Gene Ontology annotation, cellular component: extracellular region.